Molecule: messenger RNA, 1344 nt
Organism: Cadophora gregata
Lineage: Eukaryota; Fungi; Ascomycota; Leotiomycetes; Helotiales; Ploettnerulaceae
Exons: 5
Coding region: 1-1344 (447 amino acids)
Biological process (GO): regulation of DNA-templated transcription
Molecular function (GO): DNA-binding transcription factor activity, RNA polymerase II-specific; zinc ion binding
Source: RefSeq, a predicted model, not a curated record
AUGGAGCAGAUGGCUUUGUAUGUCCUGGGAGGGAACAAUCAGGAAGAUUUAGAACCCGGAUCAGAAGCAUCGAACAAGGCUCGAAGAGUGGAUUCAAGUGCUGAUCUAAGUUCAAGCUCAGACGACGAGUUUGACGACUGGAACCCUGCCGAAAUGGUGACUCCUGCUGCAUUACAGGAAGACAUCUUGGCUGAGCCAUCAAUCGUUCCAGAUACCAUGGAAACGCCAUGGACUAUUCCAUUUGAUCUUAUUGGGAGUUUGAGUUUGACUGCUACGCUCAUAAUAUUUUCAAACUUCGCCUCUCGUCUGGUCUUCUCGCGACUUGUUUACCCUGACAGCAUUCCUCUCUACCUUACAGGAGAUCAAGUUUUCCUCAAGAAUGCUGGUAGAUCGAAAGACGUCUUAUCCGAGUUACAUUUGGGUAUGGAGGCACAAAACUCUCUUGGUUACCUCACUCCAAUUGAACGAGCUUUAGGUGUCGUCAGUGAUGAAGCUGUGAAGAUUUGUCGAGAUCUGGAGCUGGAAGCAACUACUGCUACGGAGGCCUUCCUAAAGCCAAACCUGGGAUCCCUGGAGGACCUCAAUAAUUUCCUGCUGGUAACCACACCGAGACGCUUGUGGGAAUUCAGAACAAAGCUCGAUAGUUUGAGAUUGAAAUUGGAAGCGGAUGUCCUAGUGCCACUCUCGGACUUGUUACGUAUGCCUAAUCGCAUACCAUUAGAUAGCAUGAAGCGCAGUGAACAUACUGAAGUUGUAACGGUAUUCUCCCGUUUGCAAGAAGACGAUGCAGGGUCUUUACUUGCAAGAUUUCCUGAAGAGGCGUUACCAAACCCCAGAGAUGUAUCAUCAGACAAUGGAAGAAAGUACUAUCAGGGCUCUGGGAACGUUCUCGAAGAGCAUGCGGGAGAUAAUUCAUCGAACAUCGCCCUAGCAGAUGCCCGUCAUACACAUACUGUACGAGAAUUUAUUGCGAGCGCACCAAGGCUAAGCAAUAGUACUAUGCCCCACAGAAAGCGGCAAUACAGCCUAGAUGAAAAAGCCGAAGUCAGAGAGAUUCGUACACGUAGAGCUUGUGAGGAUUGUCGACGGAGGAAAACUAAGUGUAAACACAGGUUAGCCGGAUCAGAGUUCUCUUCAAACGUGACAUCAGGAUCAGGAAGUACUCAGUCAGGAAGUACUCUGAGUGAUAUCUCGCUCCGAACUGAGAGUGCAGUCUCUGAGCCUCUAGCAUUCGCGGCUAGGAUCACCUCAGUAGACGGAGGAACCGACUCUUCCAACGAUUACGACCUAAAUGAAAUGGAUAUAAGAGCCGGAACUGCCGAAAAGAAGUCUUUUAUUGAAUAG